AACAAUGGGUUAGAGGAAUGUAGGUAUAGUACAGCCACACUUAAGUCUAUAGGUGCCCUCUGAGGCCAUACGCAUGAGCCCUAAUUUCUACAUAUCAGUGUGCUCAGCUCCUCGUGUUCUGUAAGGGUGUAUUCACACUAGUGUAAAAACCGGUCUAUCCCAUACUUAUAAAGACACAUGGCCAAGAAUGGCUGAUAACAGCGAACACUAGACUGUACAGCCUUCAAUGCAGAUGGCGCAGAUGUGAGCCGGUUCAUCCGAUAUGGAAGUUUGUCCCAUGAGUGUAGAAGGGCUCUGGGAUGGUGCGGUACCGCCCCGUGCUCACACUACACGGGCAGAGCCUCCAGUGACUGGCCGGGCACACGGGGAGACGUGGUAGAAACACUGAGGGACGGUACGAGGGCUCGGCUCCUGUUCACACGUCUCGUCUUCCCUGUCCGGCCCAUACAAGAGCCGCAGGUCGCCGUCUCGUCGGAUGUGGCAGGACUGGUCGUAGUAAAUCUGUGUCUCUCUCUGAACACGCCUGUCUGCGCUGCUCCCUCCCCCUCUCCUCCACCCUGCAGUCACAUCCUGCAGUCUCUGUCUCUCUCCUCCUGCUGCUGCUGCUGUCUCCGGGGUCUCUUCCUGCUGGGAUUGGGAGAGACAUCUGUGUGUUGUCUCACAAGGACCCCCCGCCCUGUGGAGCUGAGGUGUCCCGGAGCCCCCGGCCUGUGUGUGUAGCCGCGGCCCUGGAGAUGUGUGCGGCCCUGGCUCGCUGUCUGUGGAUGUGGUAGCCUGGUGUGUACUGUGGAGCCGUCCCUCAUCUGGCCGGACCUGUGUGGCUGUCUCUCCCAGGAUCUAUGAGCCGCCUUUUCCAGACUCCUUCUAAUGACGUCUCCACGGACUGAGCUGGCCGGCUGUCUCUUCGCCUGUGUGGAUGUCUCUUUCUGCUAUCAGGAGGCCUGAGAUCUUCGGGGACAUAGAGCAGGGUGUCCCCCCACUGACGGGGAACCGUCCAUACUCCUUCUGAUGGGACACGGAGUGCUGCCAUGUCAGAGGUGGGGGGUGGCAGUGGGCGACGCCGCCUGCUGGAUGAAGACUUCACUCUGCAGGUUUAUCCCGGCAGCAUCUCCCCAGAUGUCAUCUACUGUCCAGUGCCCGCUCGCUGGCACACCACAGCUGCUGAUGUCAUUGAUGCUGUCAUUACGGCACUGCGCUUGGACAGAGCCAAGUGCUAUGUACUGGCUGAGGUCAAGGAGUUUGGUGGAGAAGAGUGGAUCCUUAACCCUACUGACUGUCCUGUGCAGCGCAUGAUGCUGUGGCCCAGACUUGCCUUAGAGGCUCGUGGGUCUGGAGAGGACUAUCGAUUUCUCCUGAGGGAAAAAAAUGUGGAUGGCUCUAUCCACUAUGGCAGUCUCCAGUCUUGGCUAAAAGUGACAGAAGAGCGCAGGCGCAUGGUUGAGAGGGGUUUCCUUCCUCAGGAACAGGGACCGGAAUGUGAAGACCUAUGUGGAUUGCCUGAUCUAAGUGAGAGGACAUUGCUUGAGACUCUUAGAACACGAUUCCGACAAGAGAAGAUCUACACUUAUGUUGGAAGUAUUUUGGUAGCAGUUAACCCAUUCCGUUUCUUACCAAUCUACAACCCUAAAUAUGUGAAGAUGUAUGAUAACCGAAGGCUGGGAGACCGGGAGCCUCACAUAUAUGCAGUGGCAGAUGCUGCUUACCAUGCUAUGCUCCGUCGUCAGUGUAACCAGUGCAUUGUGAUUUCUGGGGAAACAGGCUCUGGAAAGACUCAAAGCACAAACUUUCUUAUACAUCAUUUGACUGCUCUUAGCCAGAAGGGAUAUGCUAGUGGAGUGGAACAGAUAAUUCUUGGUGCUGGACCUGUGCUGGAGGCUUUUGGAAACGCUAAGACAUCUCAGAACAACAAUUCCAGUCGAUUUGGAAAAUUCAUCCAAGUCAACUAUCAUGAGACAGGAACAGUGCGGGGGGCUUAUGUGGAAAAGUAUCUACUGGAGAAGUCUCGGCUUGUUUACCAGGAACAGCAAGAGAGGAAUUACCAUGUUUUCUACUAUCUGUUGGCUGGAGCAAGUGAAGAGGAGAAGGCUGAAUUUCAUCUUGAUCAUCCAGAAACCUAUCAUUACCUAAACCAGAGGCAGCGUAAGCCGCAAAGACAGAACUGGGGAGACUAUGAUGGUGAAGAUGAAACAGAUUCCUUGAGUGGGGAGGGUGAGGACCUGAGACAUGACUUUGAGCGUCUUCAGCUGGCUAUGGAAAUGGUUGGCUUCCUGUCAGCUACACGUAAACAAAUCGUUUCUCUCCUGUCUGCAAUCCUACACCUUGGUAACAUACAGUAUAAGAGAAAGACCUACAGAGAUGAGUCAAUUGAUAUUUCAAAUCCUGAAACCCUGCGCAUAGUUUCUGAUCUUCUAAAGGUUCGAGAAGAAAUGCUCCUGGAUGCACUUAUUACAAGGAAAACUGUUACAGUUGGAGAAAAACUUAUCUUGCCGUACCGUCUGCCAGAGGCCGUUACAGUCAGGGACUCUUUGGCAAAGUCUCUUUACAGCGCCUUGUUUGAUUGGAUUGUCUUCCGUAUUAACCACGCCCUGCUCAACAUCAACAGCAAGGCGAUAGAUGAAGGAAGUCAGACACUUUCCAUUGGGGUACUUGACAUCUUUGGCUUUGAGGAUUACGGCAGCAACAGCUUUGAACAAUUCUGUAUUAACUUUGCCAAUGAACGUUUGCAGCAUUAUUUCAAUCAGCAUCUGUUUCAGCUGGAGCAGGAGCAAUAUCGGUUGGAGGGAAUAAGCUGGAGUAAUAUCAAAUACACUAAUAAUGAAGGCUGUAUCAAUCUGAUCAGUAAGAGGCCAACAGGACUCAUCCAGCUGCUAGAUGAGGAAAGCAACUUCCCACAAGCUACUCACCAAACCCUCCUUGAGAAGUUUAAACAUCACCAUGAAGGCAAUGCCUACAUAGAGUUCCCAGCCGUUAAGGAGCCAGCGUUCAUAAUCCAGCAUUAUGCUGGCAAGGUUAAAUAUGGUGUUAAGGAUUUCCGGGAGAAGAACACGGAUCACAUGCGCCCUGACAUUGUGGCCUUACUGCGCAGUAGCCGGAACGCCUUUAUUCGUGGAAUGAUUGCGAUAAGUCCAGUGGGAGCAUUUCGUUGGGCAUUGCUAAGAGCAUUUUUCAGAGCUCUGUGGGCAUUUAGGCAGAGCGGGAAAAAUAGCACGGGCAAAAAAACUGGCUCGGGCCCCCUCAGCACACCAGGGCCUCCUGGCUCAUCUCACAAAGGCCUUUCUAGCUUUAGCUUUCUGCAGCACCCCGUCCACCAAAGGAGUUUACAGAUCCUGCAGAGGUGUCAGAACGACCAAUACAAUAUUCCUCGUCCCACUCCUCGUACUCCUCUCUCUGACCUACAGGGUGUAAAUACAAUACAAGAAAGGACUCCACGGGAGCUGACAUGGUCAACAAGAAGACAUCGCCUGUCGUCCACUAACUCGUACCUGGAAGGUGGUGGUAUCUUCAUCAGCUCUUCCAGUUCCAACAUGAACAACAACGAUAGCAAACUGCUAGAAAGGGCACAUGGCAUUCUUAUGAGAAACAGGAGCACAAAAUCUAAACCUGCUCUUCCUAAGCACCUAUUGGAUGUGAAGUCUCUGAAACAUCUGUCUAAUCUCACACUUCAUGAUCGCAUUACCAAGUCCUUGCUGCAUCUUCAUAAGAAGAAGAAGCCGCCAAGUAUUAGUGCACAGUUCCAGGCAUCUUUAAACAAGCUGAUGGAAACUUUGGGACAGGCUGAACCUUAUUUUGUGAAAUGCAUCCGUUCUAAUGCAGAAAAGGUGCCUUUGCGUUUCAAUGACUCACUGGUGCUCAGACAGCUCCGUUACACAGGAAUGCUGGAAACUGUCCGAAUUCGCCAGUCUGGCUACAGCUGCAAGGUCCCCUUUCAGGACUUUGUAACUCAGUUUUCAGUAUUCUUGCCAAAAAAUGUUACCUCUACCCGCCAAAGUAUCCAGGAAUUCUUUUGGAAGAUGGGUCACAGCCCUGAUCAGUAUCAAGUUGGCAAAACCAUGGUUUUUCUGAAGGAGCAGGAGAGACAAUUGCUUAGAGACAUGCUACAUCAGACAGUAUUACAGCGCAUCAUUCUCUUACAGCGUUGGAUAAGAGCCAUGCUACAGCGGAAGAGAUUUUUGCACCUUAAAGAUGCAGCAAUUACAGUUCAGAGAUACUGGAGACAUUACAAGAAAAGAUUGAGUGAACAGGAAGUGCAGGCCAGAGACGAGUCACUUUACCAAGCUGCUUGUAUUAUCCAGUCAUGGUGGAAAGGCUACAAAGCCAGACGAGACUACCAGCAGAUAAAGGAGUCAGCUGCCAUUAUACAGACUGUUUGGCAAAAAUGUUGGCUUCGUAGGCAGAGGGCAGCAAUAUGCAUCCAAGCUGCUUGGAGGAGUCAUGUCGCAAGGACACAAUAUAAGUGCAAGAGAAAGCACAUUAUAACUUUACAAGCAGCAUUUAGAGGUGUUCUAGCAAGGCAAAGGGUACGUUUAUUGAAGCAACAAUUGCCAAGCCAUUUGAUGCAGGACAUUUCUCUAGAAGAUAAUAGUAAUGCAGUCUUCAAGUCACCACUGCAAUCCCCUGACACUGAUGUUAGCCACUGGGAAGACAUCUCUGAACACAGCCACUCAAACCCCCCAAGUGCAACACUUCCUGGAAGGGGUAAUGAAGUACAGUUUAGAGAGAGACCUAAAUCUUUAGAGGAUCCCAACCAAAGGAAAGUGGUCAGAGCCAAAAGGGAAAGCCGUCGCAUGAGAGAGCUAGAGCAGGCACAGUUUAGUCUUGAAUUGCUGAAAGUACGUAGCAGUGGAGGUAUGUCUCCAUCAGAUGAGAGACGUUGGUCUGCAGAAUUAAUUCUAGAUAAAGUUCCAGAUACCCCUGAAAGUGAGGGAUCUUUUGGUAGUUUGGAACUUAUUAGCUGUGAAGAAAAUGUGAAGCCUUCUGAGGAACCUUACCAUCCUCCAUCUAGCUCUCCAACGCAUAGACAUCCUAAAAUUUCCAGUGAACUUUUACAAGACUCAUUUAAAAUGCCUGGCUCUUUGACUUCUCAAGAAACGCCUGUAUCUUUAUUUGCUGAACCUAUGAGUACCCAGUCUUGCAAAUCUGACAGCUCCAUCACAAGAGACUUGCCAAAAAGUCCUAAGAAUGAAACUCAAACUACCUACAACAAACCACCAAUUCACUCCGAUGAGGAGUAUCCUAGUUCUUGCAUCUCUAGCCAAAUAAGCUCAAAUUUUUUACCAUUAUUAGCACAUUCCAAUGGUCCUCAAGAGCUUUCUCAUAGUGGGUCACCUCAUUCUAAUGGAAUCCCUUGUGCUUCUGGAGAAAACUCAAAUUCUGGUAGAGAAGAAAAUCUUUCAUCCAAUGGACAUCUUACUUCACCACUUCAGAGUUCUUUGCGAAGUCUUACAGUUCAAAUGUCCCCUGUCUCUGAUAUUAAAGCUCUUCCUACACAAAAUGAUGCUUCUCCUGAGAACCAAAAGUGCCCUGUGUCCCAUCAUCCCCCAUCACCAUUAACCAAUGCAGUUGAUAUUGCCUGGGGUUCUUCAUCCAGCUGGAGACAAAAGCCUGAAGCACAUGAACUGUCAGAAAGUGCACCAGCUAAAACUUCUGUCCUUUUUCCUUACAAGACACACACUCGUGAGCCCCAACUUUCCUGUAGCCUCCCGACUUUUUAUGUCCCAAACCAGGGAAUGCUUAGAACCCAGGAGCACAGUGAUCUUGGAGUUGCUCCUUCUGAUGCCGUCCUUCAGAAACUUCAAAAGCUUCAUAAAGAAAAGGAGGAGCUGCAGAAACAGCUACAGCAAGAAAAAGAAAGACUUAUGAUGGAGCAAAUUCGCAAAGAAAAACAGGAGCUGGAGAGACAACGUAAACUGCAGGAACAACAUGGACAUAACAGAGACUCUGAUAACUCUUUGCACCUACCUAGGAGUACCACCAAGAAGCAGUCUGAUAGGCCACAGUCUCUUCUGUUACAGGGUACACAGUGGAAGAGCCAUACUUCUAAGACAGAGAUCAAAGGAUUAACAGUUAAAGGGAAGACUGGCUUAGUUUCGCACAGUGACCGUCCAGUUAGCAUGUUUUUGGACCAAAGGGAGUUACGGGAAGCUCCAAAAGAAGAUGUGACAGGAGACAUUGGUGAUUCAGGGAAACGUCCUUGGUUGCACAGCACUGUGAAUUCCAACAUCUUUUUUACACCCAAAGGGAAUAUUAGUAGUGACUCAGAUAAUUCUUCUCUUCAACCUCACCGAUCUGCACGUAGUGACCUUUCAAAGAGGUUGGAUGCAACUGAGCCGUCCGGAAUGAGUGAGGCGCCACACAGACGAAAAGCUCGUAUGGCACGAACUCGAUCAGAUUUCAUGACUAGAGGAGCUCUUGGGGGGGGAGACUCUGAGGAGGAUUCAGAUGAACUGGGGGAGCGGAUUCCCCCCUCUGACCCAACUGAGGAAUCAGGCAGACAGAUCCAGGCAUGUCACAGCGACUCAGAAAUGAUGCUACAGAAAGCUCAGGGUAUGGAGCGGCUCAGCAAACUCCAGAAAGCUAUGUCUCAUGGAGAGAUGUCUCGCGUACCACCUGCUCAUCGUACUACAGAGCAAGAUUCUAGACCCCAGAGAGGAAAAAUUCGCUUCUGGGGUAAGAUGAAGGCAGUGGAAAAGUUGACGCCACAGACAGAGGUACUAGAAAUGGACAAAGAUUCUUUAGGUAAAGAGGGGAUUCACUUCAAUGAUGGGGAUCCUGGAUUAUGGCUUGCUCCUCACAGUCCUGAUCUUAGUCGAGGACGGGAGAAGGAGAAUAAGGACCCAUCCCCUAAAGUGCAGCGAAGGAGGAGUUUGAAGAUCAGCAGUGCUGCUCUGGAACCUGCCCAGUGGCAGGAUGAGCGGGCUCAAAUCAUUUGCAGUGCCAGCGACUUGAAAUGUAUGGAUGAAUUCUUGCUAAAAAAGAUCAGUGAUCUGGAUUCAGAAGAUGGAAAAAAGGAUUCUAUGGUUGAUGUUCUUUUCAAGCGAGCUUUAAAAGAAUUCCGCCAGAACAUUUUCAGCCUCUACUCCAGUUCACUUAUGGGUGAAGAUGGGAAGAGCAUCCGAUACAGGGACCUUGGGGCACUUUUUGAGCAGAUCCUAGACAAGACCAUGAAGCAACAUCAACAGAGAAGCUGGAACGAAUCCCCAGUGCGAGUUUGGAUCAAUACGUUCAAAAUUUUCCUAGAUGAAUUUGUCACUGAAUAUAAACCCCUAAAUUAUACCCUAGGAAAGACCCAAAAACCAGAAAGAAAGAAAAGGCGGAAAAAAGAGUCAGAUAUUGUUGAGGAACACAAUGGGCAUAUAUUUAAAGCCACUCAGUACAACAUUCCCACAUACUGCGAGUUCUGUUCUUCUCUUAUCUGGAUCAUGGACCGAGCUGCUGUUUGUAAAUUAUGUAGAUUUGCUUGUCACAAAAAAUGCUGCUCCCAGAUCACCACAACCUGUAGUAAAAAGUACGACCAUGAGCUGUCCAACCGUCACUUUGGGGUGGAAUUGUCACGUCUCACAAAUGAAGAUCGGACAGUUCCUGUCCUGUUGGAAAAACUCAUCAGCUACAUUGAAAUGCAUGGCUUGUAUACAGAGGGUAUAUACAGGAAACCAGGUUCAACAAAUAAGAUUCGUGAGCUUAGGCAAAACCUUGACACAGAUAUUGACAAUGUAAAUCUGGAUGAUUAUAAUAUCCAUGUGAUUGCCAGUGUAUUCAAGCAGUGGCUGAGGGAACUUCCCAAUCCUCUGAUGACAUUUGAGCUCUAUGAAGAGUUCCUUAGAUCUAUGGGUCUUGGUGAGAGAAAGGAAACUGUGCGGGGAGUAUAUUCCAUAAUAGACCAACUCUCGCGGACACAUCUCAGUACUUUGGAGAGACUCAUUUUUCACCUUGUCAGGAUCGCCCAGCAGGAGGAAACUAAUCGCAUGUCUGCCAAUGCACUGGCAAUCGUGUUUGCUCCAUGUAUUCUCCGUUGUCCAGACACUACAGAUCCACUGCAGAGUGUACAGGACAUUGGCAAGACCACAGCCUGUGUGGAGCUCAUUGUUGUGGAACAAAUGAAUAAAUAUAAAGCACGUCUGAAGGAUAUCAAUAGUCUAGAGUUUGCCGAGAACAAAGCCAAGAGUCGUCUGUCCCUAAUCCGCAGGUCUAUGAAACCUGUACUAAUUGCAGUUAGAUUUAUGAGCAUAAAUCGCAGCACCCUGCCGGGGAAAGGACGGCUUCGCUCGAAUCUGAGCCCUGUGAUAUCAGGGCGGCCCCCUGUUCUAGAUGCAACUGGCGACCUCGGGUUAUCCACUAUUCCUUCUGAAGAUGAAUCUUCGGAGCAGAAGGAAGCAGCCAUGCAGCAAGAAGAACGAGUACUGGCGCAGCAGAUAGAGACUCUACAGAAGGAGAAGGAGGAGCUUGCUUAUGAAAUGCUAGCUUUAGAGCCACGAGCUUCAGACGAUGAGACCCUGGAGUCUGAAGCAUCUCUUGGGACUGCAGACAGCUCUGAGAACCUGAACUGUGAGUCUGAAGGGGCAGCCUCAAUCAGAUCAGAAAGAGUUCUGAGUUCCAUGCGAGGCCCACGGACAGAGGCGACAAGAGUACGGAGACCGGUCAAGAGAGAAAAUGACAGCACGGAUAGUGGAGACCGCAACCUUUCUUCCCCUACUGCUUCAUCUUGCUUACCCCACCUGGGAAGAAAGAGGUUCCACUUACAUUCUAAAUCCCCCUUUUACCGGGAACCCCCUUCAGCAGACUCUCAGGACUCUGGGGCCACUGUCCACUUCACAAGUCGUGGAACUUUUAAUCCAGAGAAAGGACGCCAAAAAUUAAAGAAUGUCAAACAAUCUCCUCAGAAACCAAGGGAUCCUGCAGAGAGUGGGGAGCAAAGGAUGCUGGGAUCAGAUGGCAGCUCACAAUCUGUUGUCUUGUUUGGGAGCAAUGAAUUUAUGGUUUAAAAAAGGUAUAUUGUUUCCUUUGUUUUGCCAAGAGCUGUGCCCUCCCACAUAGCUUUAUCCUGGUGCCACAUUGUGUAACCAGGAGCCAAAACUUGGCAUGCGCUGCCAACGCAUACCAGGGACCAGCCAGGCCAUGUUUAACAAACGCCUUACCCAGCUAGCCCAUACAGAACUGUUUAACACUCCUUUUAUCAACAUAAACUGAUCUCAACAGAAAGAGGCUUUUAUUAUAAAUAUUAUUAUAUUAAUAUUAUUAAUUUUAUUUGUGGUUUCUAAGCCCAUUAUAAAUAAACCAUUCCCUUUAAUUUAAAAGCAGCAUCUGCACUGUGGUUACACAAAGCUUUGUAAGGUUGAAGCCUCCUGAUCUGCAUGGCUCAACUUGUCUGUGGGUACAUCACCCCUUAUUUUGUUUGUCCUUUUCAUCUGCACUCCAGAAAUAUUGGUCAGAACUCAAACUGACAGAAAAAAAUUGCAUCUUUCUCGAGUGAGUACAUUCCAUUGGUUUUGUGGGAUCCACAGCGUAUGGACUCGAGAGAAGAUAGUGUCAAGUGAAUGCUAUGCUUGGAAUCCUGAUUCAUUCCAAGUGAAACCUUUUAUGCAGAAGAAGAUUUAUGUGGAACAGAGACGGAGCAACUUCCACUUCAUGCAUAACUUUUCUGGCUGUAAAUGUUACCACAACAUAAACCUGCUGAGCCUUAUAAAGGGCAGACACUUCCAUACUGAAUGUAAAUGCCCUGCAUCUGGGAGAUGCCACUGGGUGCAAGGUGCAAUGGGAGACUGUGCUACCAUAUGUAUUUAGAACAAUCUGUGUACAUUUCCGGCUGUAAAAUCCAUUACAUUGCAAACAAACCCAGAGCUUAUUAAAAGAACAAAAGCUGCAGAACAUUAA
This is a messenger RNA of Hyla sarda, 9867 nucleotides long. RefSeq names its product myosin IXA (gene MYO9A). Lineage: Eukaryota; Metazoa; Chordata; Amphibia; Anura; Hylidae. Gene Ontology annotation, cellular component: myosin complex. The transcript has 44 exons. Gene Ontology annotation, molecular function: microfilament motor activity; protein binding; ATP binding. The record is from RefSeq and is a predicted model, not a curated record. Gene Ontology annotation, biological process: intracellular signal transduction. Bases 1029 to 8978 code for a protein of 2649 amino acids.